This is a messenger RNA of Zasmidium cellare ATCC 36951, 888 nucleotides long. RefSeq lists its product as uncharacterized. The transcript has a single exon. Gene Ontology annotation, molecular function: oxidoreductase activity, acting on the CH-OH group of donors, NAD or NADP as acceptor. The coding region runs from base 1 to 888 and encodes 295 amino acids. Gene Ontology annotation, cellular component: cytoplasm. The record is from RefSeq and is a predicted model, not a curated record. Lineage: Eukaryota; Fungi; Ascomycota; Dothideomycetes; Mycosphaerellales; Mycosphaerellaceae.
AUGCCUGUUGGUCACUUCCCACUUCAAGACAAGAUCGUUGUCAUCACUGGAGGCGGCUCAGGGAUAUGCUUCUCAUUUGCACAACUUGCCCUCACUAGUGGCGCUCGAGGCAUCCUCAUAUGUGACCUCCAACUCACCCCGGCCGCCCAAGAUCUGAUCAAUCAAACUCCCGACGAAGUCCAUUUCAUGAAAUGCGACGUCACAGACUGGAACGAUCUGGAAGCAAUACCACCCAAAGUCGAAGAGGCUUUUGGAAAGGGCCAAGUGGGCGACGUCUGGAUUGCCGGUGCAGGAGUCUUCGAGCCGAAAUGGUCAUCGUUUAUCUACGACGAGGAGAAAGAGGGCGGCUACAAAGCUAUGAGAAUUAACGCCGAGCAUCCCAUCAAACUCACCCGCAUCGCCAUGCGCAGCGCCAUCUCCGUCAACAAACCCUGCGCGGUUCUAAUAGUCUCUUCCGGCGCCGGCAUCACAGGACAAUAUGCCGCCGCACUCUACUGCGCAACCAAACACGCCGUCGUCGGCUUCACCAAAUCCAUGGGCCAGGCAGAUAUCGACGAGAACUGCAAAAUUGUCUGCAUCCUCCCCGGCAUGGUCUCCACUCCACUCUGGACAGGCCGAUCAGAUGCCGUCGCGAGCCAAUUCAGCUACACCGACGAGGUAUGCAUCACGCCGGAGGACGUCGCGCAGGGCAUGAAGGAGAUGAUUGAGGAGGAGAAGUAUCCUGGGGGUUCGCUGAUGAGUAUUGCGAAGGGAAAGCUGAGGAAUGUUCUUGAGAGCAAGUUGGCGUUUGCGAACGAUGGCAGUGAGAUUUACAAGCAGUUUGAAAGCAAGUGCUAUGCGCCCAUUAGGGAGAUUUGGAAUGGUGAGAGGGGGACUAAGUUGUCGUGA